This is a messenger RNA of Hyla sarda, 822 nucleotides long. Its product is annotated as putative nuclease HARBI1. The transcript is spliced from 2 exons. NCBI's taxonomy places the organism in Eukaryota, Metazoa, Chordata, Amphibia, Anura, Hylidae. Bases 1 to 822 code for a protein of 273 amino acids. The record is from RefSeq and is a predicted model, not a curated record.
AUGCGGGCAAGUAACAAUGGCAUCCUGUCAAAUCAGGCAACCAAUGAACGUCCAACAAGAAGACCACGGCGGUUCAAAAGGAGACUUAACCUUCACUCCUUCACAGAUGAGGAAGUUCGGCAACAUUUUCGAUUGAAUAAGGAAUUGAUUUUGCAGCUUUAUGAGGAAAUCAAACCGCACAUUGAGAGGCAUACCAGAAGAAGUCAUGCCAUAGGUGGAAUGACCAAACUCCUGGCAGUCCUGCAUUUCUUCGUAAGUGGCUCUUUCCAGUAUUGCAUAGCUGCCAAAAUUGGAUUUACACAACCAACAUUUAGUCGCUGUAUUCACCAGGUUGUGGAUGCAAUUGUCAAAAUAAGCCACAAAUACAUUCGUUUUCCAUAUAGCUCACCUGAACGUGACUUGGUAAAACAGAAAUUUUUCCACAAAUAUGGCAUGCCAUUAACAAUUGGAUUAAUUGAUUGCACACACAUUGCAAUUAUUCCACCAACAGUUGAAGAGCAAAGUUAUAGAAACCGUAAAAUGUUUCACUCCAUAAAUGUUCAACUUAUAUCUGGGCCUUCAGGGGAAAUAUUGGACAUUGUGGCACGAUUUCCAGGAGGCACACACGACUCGUUUGUGUUAAGUGGCAGUGGUCAACUUUUCCAAAGUGGAUAUUUUGAGGAAGAUAUGUUAUUAGGCGAUAAUGGUUAUCGGCUUACGCCAUGGCUACUGACCCCUUAUCUUUCUCCUCGGACGGAUGCCCAGCAGCGCUAUAAUAAUGCCCACCGGAAAACCCGAAGCCAGGUUGAGAGAGUUUUUGGCCAACUAAAGUCAAGGUUUUGA